Messenger RNA from Oncorhynchus keta (chum salmon), 7388 nucleotides. RefSeq names its product B- and T-lymphocyte attenuator-like. The transcript has 8 exons. Gene Ontology annotation, cellular component: plasma membrane. The record is from RefSeq and is a predicted model, not a curated record. Lineage: Eukaryota; Metazoa; Chordata; Actinopteri; Salmoniformes; Salmonidae. Gene Ontology annotation, biological process: immune response-regulating cell surface receptor signaling pathway. Bases 3517 to 5394 code for a protein of 625 amino acids. Gene Ontology annotation, molecular function: signaling receptor activity.
AGCAAAAAAAAAAUGAAAUUAUGAAAAAUAUUAAUAGCAUUCCACCCAUGAGGCCACUAGUUCAUCUGACUGCAGGAAAGGGCUGCUAAAUCAAUUGAAUGAGCAACAUUUAUGCAAAGUCCUCCAAUGGUACCCCUGAAGAGACAUGGAAUAAAAAGACAGGUAGCCCUAUGAUACAAAACACAACCCAACAUCAGUAGCUACAGAAAAGUUGGCUAUGUCAGGUAUGCUGAUGUAGUAGGGCAGGAAGUGAAAACCACUAAGAUACGCAGGAGAGAGAGAGAAGGAGAGAGAGUGAGAGAAAGAGAGAGAUCGACAGUACAUAUCAUCAGUGUCACUUCAUGUGCGUAUACACAGAGGGUCUGCUCUAACUGAGUGACACGGACGUGACCUGUUUUGAGAGCUCAUAAGACAUUGCAUCUUUGCUCUGAUGUACCGUCCGCGUUCUGACCACAUCCUGCUGGUCCUAUGCCUCCUGUUUCUGCUCUGUGUCCAUGGCAACACUCAAGACCAAGGCCCUACAUGUGAGGUGCGAGUGAAAAGAAACACCAUUUGGAAUGCUGUCCCUCAGAAAGCCCUAACAAUCAACUGCCCUGUGAGACACUGUGGAGAAAAGCUACACGCCACCUGGUGUAGAUUUGUGGAUCUAUUAAACUGCGAACAGAUACAUGAGACAGAGCAAGUCACAUUUGGAUGGAGGCAAAAAGAUAUUUUGAUUUUGAAUUUUAAAAAGAUAUCUAUCAAUGACGAUGGUUUGUACAGAUGUGGAGUUGCUGAAAAUGGGUCAACAACUGUUAGCCAUGCUAUCAAAGUCUCUGUCUCAGGUAACCAACCAAAGCUAAUUUAAUCUUUCAAUCUAAUGUCUUAGGAUGGAUCGAUAGAUACUAAGUUGUUCUGGAAGCCGUUGUUGUCUGACAAACGUCCGGGGGCGGCCUAGGAAAAACAUUAAGCCCUGGCAUUUUAGCCACACAUUACCGCUUGUGCACCAUCAUGCACUAUUACAUUUAGAGCCAAUCUAUUAAGGAACUGGCAAUACAUCUGUGUUGCCCUGUUUUCUUCCUAACUCCACUGCACUCACCUCUGAACUGCCUCUGCUAAGCCUCCCCAUAUAGUUAGUGACCUUACAUAUAUAAUAUAGAGCCAAAAUGGUAAAACUGACAGUACAUAUGUGUCAGUGUGUGUCUCUCUCUAUUCCUACCUCCACUGCACUUGACUGCUGAGCUGUCUGGAACAGUAGCUGUCUGUGCUGCUAAGCCUAGCAUAACUGGGACCAGAAGACCAGGGGACCACACUGCCUGUGCUGGGCCCAGCAGUCCCCUAGGAUAGCAACCUGGAGAUUACAAGCACAGCAGACCACAACACAAAUGACUCAACGGGUGCAAGGCGUGAUAGGAAUGAUCCAAGCUUCAUGCCUUAUGUUUACAUCUGUGUGGGAAUAGUAGUCCUGGUGGUCAUUGUGACAGCAUUUUCUUUCUUCUGUCUACAUGCAUAUAAAGGACCCAGCAGGUCAACAGAAAAUAGAACAAAGAAGCAGGAGAUGUCCACACUGGCAGCACCAUGUCCAGACCUCUCCUUCAACCCUGAGGGAACCUUUCCAUCAUCACCAUCCACCCCAAACCCCGUACAGCCUGCCAAUCUCUAUGACAACGGUCUCUACUGUAACCACAUCAAUGGGGAAAAUGGAGCUCUACCAUCCUCCAACAACAGAGCAGGAGGUCAAGUGUCAAGCCACCUUGUGUAUGCUUCCCUGAACCACGAGACCACCAGGGGGUCCCUGAGAUCACCCCAUAUUCCGACCCCGCAGGAUACGUUCUCUGAGUACGCAGCCAUCCGGGUCUACUCAGCACUGAGAGAGACCUCAGCCAGACCCUAACAGUACAGUGCUGUAAGUUGUGUUCUUUGAUGGUUGUUUUCACACAGAGGAAGAGGAAAGCUGAACAUUUUUGUUUAUGAAAAUUUGACUCAUCGGGGGAUCUGUUUUCAUAUUAUAUUUUUUGGGGGCACUUUGGGGGCGGCAGGGUAGCUUAGUUGUUAGAGCGUUGGACUAGUAACCGGAAGGUUGCAAGUUCAAAUCCCCGAGCUGACAAGGUACAAAUCUGUCGUCCUGCCCCUGAACAGGCAGUUAACCCACUGUUCCCAGGCCGUCAUUGAAAAUAAGAAUUUGUUCUUAACUGACUUGCCUGGUUAAAUAAAGGUAAAAUAAAAAAUAAAAUAUAAUUGUCACGCACUCAAUGACACACACUUCCUGGUGUAAUUGCAACGGUGAGCAAUGUGUUAACCGCAGUGCAGCAGUGUUUGAGAGAAGAAGAUGUAAAGGUGACUGAGAGGUGUUAGAACUAGAGAGCAUGUGCUUCUGAGUGAACAUCCUUCACAUCAGAGUUAGAGGAGCAAAGGUGUCGCUAACUCUCACUUCAAGAUAUUUCACACAUAAUGAUGGGAAAACCAUCAUUUGUUAAUUACUAUCAAGAAAUACAUGGUAUAUUCAAAAGUAUGUGGACACCCAUUCAAAUGAGUGGAUUUGGCUAUUUCAGCCACAUCAUUGCUAGCAGGUGUAUAAAAUUGAGCACACAGCCAUUCAAUCUCCAUAAACAAACACUGUCAGUAGAAUGGCCUUACUGAAGAGCUCAGUGACUUUCAACAUGGCAUCGUCAUAGAAUGCCACCUUUCCAAAUAGUUAGUUUGUCAAAUUUCUGUCCUGCUUGAGCUGCCCGGGUCAACUGUAAGUACUGUUAUUGUGAAGUGAAACGUCUAGGAGCAAAAAAAAUCGCACAGAACGGGACCGCCGAGUGCUGAAGAGCAGCUUGUAAAAAUCGUCUCUCCUCGGUUGCAACACUCACUUCCAAGUACCAAACUGCCUCUCCAAGCAAUGUCAGCUGUUCGUCAAGAGAUUCAUGAAAUGGGUUUCCAUGGCCUAGUAGCUGCACACAAGCCUAAGAUCACCAUGCGCAAUGCCAAGUGUUGGCUGAAGUGAUGUAAAGCUCGCCGCCAUUGGACUCUGGAGCAGUGGAAAUGUGUUCUCUAGAGUGAUGAAUCACGCAUCACCAUCUGGCAGUCCGAUGGAUGAAUUUGUUUUUGGGGCUGAUUUUAAUAGUCUGGGCCAGCAAAAUUGCUGCAGCAAUGACCCAACAUCUAGUGGAAAGCCUUCCCAGAACAGUGGAGGCUGUUAUGGCAGCAAAAAGUUGACCAACUCCAUAUUAUGAUUUCGGAAUUAGAUAUUCGACAAGCAGGUGUCCACAUACUUUUGGUCUUUUAGAGUGUAUUUUAAUGAUAAAAUCCAUUAGCUAUUUUGGUGAUUAUAAGUGAGGAUAUAAAAGUGGGAAAUGAUUCAUACCUAACAUUUUAUGACUCUGUGUGUGUUUAGGUGUGUGUGUGUGUGUGUGUGUGUGUGUGUGUGUGGGUCUGCUUGUGACUCAUUCAGUAAGUGAUAUAUAUGUACAUGAACGAGUUCAUGUGUUAGCAUGUGUGUGCUGGCUACAGGUUAAUGUGUUUGCACGCGUGUGCUGGCUACAGGUUAAUAUGUUAGCAAGCGUGUGCUGGCUACAGGUUAAUGUGUUAGCAAGCGUGUGCUGGCUACAGGUUAAUACGUUAGCAUGCGUGUGCUGGCUACAGGUUAAUACGUUAGCAUGCGUGUGCUGGCUACAGGUUAAUACGUUAGCAUGCGUGUGCUGGCUACAGGUUAAUACGUUAGCAUGCGUGUGCUGGCUACAGGUUAAUACGUUAGCAUGCGUGUGCUGGCUACAGGUUAAUACGUUAGCAUGCGUGUGCUGGCUACAGGUUAAUACGUUAGCAAGCGUGUGCUGGCUACAGGUUAAUACGUUAGCAUGCGUGUGCUGGCUACAGGUUAAUACGUUAGCAUGCGUGUGCUGGCUACAGGUUAAUACGUUAGCAUGCGUGUGCUGGCUACAGGUUAAUACGUUAGCAUGCGUGUGCUGGCUACAGGUUAAUACGUUAGCAUGCGUGUGCUGGCUACAGGUUAAUAUGUUAGCAUGCGUGUGCUGGCUACAGGUUAAUACGUUAGCAAGUGUGUGCUGGCUACAGGUUAAUGUGUUUGUAUGCGUGUGCUGGCUACAGGUUAAUACGUUAGCAAGUGUGUGCUGGCUACAGGUUAAUACGUUAGCAAGUGUGUGCUGGCUACAGGUUAAUACGUUAGCAAGCGUGUGCUGGCUACAGGUUAAUACGUUAGCAAGUGUGUGCUGGCUACAGGUUAAUACGUUAGCAAGCGUGUGCUGGCUACAGGUUAAUACGUUAGCAAGUGUGUGCUGGCUACAGGUUAAUACGUUAGCAAGCGUGUGCUGGCUACAGGUUAAUAUGUUAGCAAGCGUGUGCUGGCUACAGGUUAAUAUGUUAGCAUGCGUGUGCUGGCUACAGGUUAAUACAUUAGCAUGCGUGUGCUGGCUACAGGUUAAUGUGUUUGUAUGCGUGUGCUGGCUACAGGUUAAUAUGUUAGCAUGCGUGUGCUGGCUACAGGUUAAUAUGUUAGCAUGCGUGUGCUGGCUACAGGUUAAUACAUUAGCAUGCGUGUGCUGGCUACAGGUUAAUACGUUAGCAUGCGUGUGCUGGCUACAGGUUAAUACGUUAGCAAGCGUGUGCUGGCUACAGGUUAAUACGUUAGCAAGUGUGUGCUGGCUACAGGUUAAUACGUUAGCAAGCGUGUGCUGGCUACAGGUUAAUACGUUAGCAAGUGUGUGCUGGCUACAGGUUAAUGUGUUUGUAUGCGUGUGCUGGCUACAGGUUAAUAUGUUAGCAAGCGUGUGCUGGCUACAGGUUAAUGUGUUAGCAAGCGUGUGCUGGCUACAGGUUAAUGUGUUAGCAAGCGUGUGCUGGCUACAGGUUAAUACGUUAGCAAGCGUGUGCUGGCUACAGGUUAAUGUGUUUGUAUGCGUGUGCUGGCUACAGGUUAAUGUGUUUGUAUGCGUGUGCUGGCUACAGGUUAAUACGUUAGCAAGCGUGUGCUGGCUUCAGGUUAAUAUGUUAGCAAGCGUGUGCUGGCUACAGGUUAAUACGUUAGCAAGCGUGUGCUGGCUACAGGUUAAUGUGUUUGUAUGCGUGUGCUGGCUACAGGUUAAUACGUUAGCAUGCGUGUGCUGGCUACAGGUUAAUACGUUAGCAAGCGUGUGCUGGCUACAGGUUAAUACGUUAGCAAGCGUGUGCUGGCUACAGGUUAAUGUGUUUGUAUGCGUGUGCUGGCUACAGGUUAAUACGUUAGCAAGCGUGUGCUGGCUACAGGUUAAUACGUUAGCAAGCGUGUGCUGGCUACAGGUUAAUGUGUUUGUAUGCGUGUGCUGGCUACAGGUUAAUGUGUUUGUAUGCGUGUGCUGGCUACAGGUUAAUGUGUUUGUAUGCGUGUGCUGGCUACAGGUUGGGGAGCAUUCCAUGGUUUAUGUAAAAUGUUGAGCUCACUAUAUUCUGUAACCCAAACAGUGAGUCACUGCAAAUAGAUAUGUUCUCCCUCUUCAGAGACUAUGGAAAUGUCAUGUAAAUGUAACAUGAAUGAAAAUGACCGUUUCUCUAUGGCUAUAUGAAGAUGACUGUUUCUUUAUGGCUAUAUGAUGAUGACUGUUUCUCUAUGGCUAUAUGAAGAUGACUGUUUUUCUAUGGCUAUAUGAAGAUGACUGUUUCUCUAUGGCUAUAUGAAGAUGACUGUUUCUCUAUGGCUAUAUGAAGAUGACUGUUUCUCUAUGGCUAUAUGAUGAUGACGGUAAUACUUUGCGUAAAUGUGAUGUUAUGUUGGUGUGGCAUGAUUGUGAUCAAGCGGAACAUACAGUGACACAUUUUAGUCUCAGUUAUUGUUGGGUUGGAAACAUCUUACAGUAGUUUGAAACCUCACAAUUUAAAAUUAAGGUUACAUGAUCACUAUGCAGCUCAACUCAAUUACAAUACAUUCACCAGAGACUAGUGAUGUCCCUCAUUGUGUUGUAAAUUGUGACAGUCAUAGAGUAUUACCAUAUGAAGAAGGAAUGGCUGUUUUUUGAGAGUGCAGAAUGAAGCUUUGGUCUUGUCUUACUGGUAAUGCCUUUGGUCCCUACACUGCUUCCGUAUGUGUUCUGGUAAAAUCCUGAGUGAGUGAGUGGUUACUGUAAAGUACUGGGGUUUUCUUUGUGCACCAGAUACAGACCCUGUCCUGCACAAGGCUGUGUGCUUGUGGUUUAAAAACACAGUGCACAGGAAGUGCUAGGAGCAGCCCACCACACCAAGACAGCGAGAAACUCUAUGCUCUUAGAGAUGAUGUUAAUUCAGAGAGAAACUCUAUGCUCAAAUAGAUUGUUUAUUCAGAGAAACUCUAUGCUCAGAGAGAUAAUGUUUAUUCAGACAGAAACUCUAUGCUCAAAUAGAUUGUUUAUUCAGAGAGAAACUCUCUGCUCAAAUAGAUUGUUUAUUCAGAGAGAAACUAUGCUCAGAGAGAUAAUGUUUAUUCAGACAGAAACUCUAUGCACAGAGAGAUAAUGUUUAUUCAGACAGAAACUCUAUGCUCAGAGAGAUGAUGUUUAUUCAGAGAUAAACUCUAUGCUCAAAUAGAUUGUUUAUUCAGAGAUAAACUCUAUGCUCAGAGAGAUAAUGUUUAUUCAGACAGAAACUCUAUGCUCAAUUAGAUUGUUUAUUCAGAGAGAAACUCUAUGCUCAGAGAGAUAAUGUUUAUUCAGAGAGAAACUCUAUGCUCAGAGAGAUAAUGUUUAUUCAGAGAGAAACUAUGCUCAGAGAGAUUAUGUUUAUUCAGAGAGAAACUCUAUGCUCAGAGAGAUAAUGUUUAUUCAGAGAUAAACUCUAUGCUCAGAGAGAUAAUGUUUAUUCAGAGAGAAACUAUGCUCAGAGAGAUUAUGUUUAUUCAGAGAGAAACUCUAUGCUCAGAGAGAUAAUGUUUAUUCAGAGAUAAACUCUAUGCUCAGAGAGAUAAUGUUUAUUCAGACAGAAACUCUAUGCUCAGAGAGAUUGUGUUUAUUCAGAGAUAAACUCUAUGCUCAGAGAGAUAAUGUUUAUUCAGACAGAAACUCUAUGCUCAGAGAGAUAAUGUUUAUUCAGACAGAAACUCUAUGCUCAGAGAGAUUAUGUUUAUUCAGAGAGAAACUCUAUGCUCAGAGAGAUAAUGUUUAUUCAGAGAUAAACUCUAUGCUCAGAGAGAUAAUGUUUAUUCAGACAGAAACUCUAUGCUCAGAGAGAUGAUGUUUAUUCAGAGAUAAACUCUAUGCUCAGAGAGAUAAUGUUUAUUCAGAGAUAAACUCUAUGCUCAGAGAGAUAAUGUUUAUUCAGACAGAAACUCUAUGCUCAGAGAGAUUGUGUUUAUUCAGAGAUAAACUCUAUGCACAGAGAGAUUAUGUUUAUUCAGAGAGAAACUCUAUGCUCAGAGAGAUUAUGUUUAUUCAGAGAGAAACUCUAUGCACUGAGAGAUUAUG